Messenger RNA from Onthophagus taurus, 1044 nucleotides. Its product is annotated as anionic trypsin-2-like. NCBI's taxonomy places the organism in Eukaryota, Metazoa, Arthropoda, Insecta, Coleoptera, Scarabaeidae. The record is from RefSeq and is a predicted model, not a curated record. Gene Ontology annotation, biological process: proteolysis. Gene Ontology annotation, molecular function: serine-type endopeptidase activity.
AUGUUUUGUCAUUUUAUGUUACUAUUAUUAAUCGCAUGUACUAUUUCGAUUCAAUCCACAAACAUAACAGAUAAUUCCGAUGAUAAUGACGAAGAAGAAGAAGAGGAAAAUUCGAUUCUUUCAAGCACCAUAUUAACCCUAUCUGAACGAGUUGUUAGUGGUUCUAAUUGCACAAUAGAUGAGUAUUCUCAUUUGGCAUCGAUAUCAUUUCAAAAAGAUAAUGUUCAAUACUGCGGUGGAUCUUUAAUUGAUCACCAUUGGGUUUUAACUGCUGGGCAUUGUUGCGAAGAGAUGAAACCUAAAUUUUUACACCUUUUUAUGGUACAUUUCGGGCAAAGUACUUGGUUGGAAGAUGUCGAGCAAUCUAGCCCGAUCGAUAUGGUUUAUAACCAUCCUAAUUAUAACCCAGAAGAUCUCGAGAACGACAUUUGUUUGUUAAAAUUGAAACAUCCUAUUAAAACGGGCAGAAAGGUAUCGAUAUCUAUGCCGGUAGGAACGAAUGUGUUCGAGGAUAUGUUGGCAAAGAAAAAAUGCUCGAGAUCAACGAUUGUGGGUUUUGGUCAUCAACGAGUUCGCAAAGCUAAACGCAAAGUUGAUCCGACGAAAGAAGCGGGGUGGAAUGAACAUUGUCAAUGUGGAAUUGUUCAACUUAUUGAUCGCGAUGAAUGCACAACAUUGUUACAAUCGACUAAAGUGCAUAUGUUGACGGUUUGUGCUCGAGAUGCUUCUGGAAAAACACCAAUUGCGACGGAUGCUUGUCAAGGAGACUCGGGGGGGCCUCUUUUUUGUAAUGGAUAUCAAAUUGGAGUUGUAUCAACGGGGGUUGGUUGUGGAAUGCCCGAUACACCAGGUGUGUAUACAAGGGUUGAUGCUUACACUGAAUUCUUAAGAAAAACAAUGGGAAUACGACCACGUCAUGGACUUGAUAAUAACGACAUCAUUCAACAAGCUUCUGGUUUAUCAGCUUCGAUAAUAAUUGCACCAAGAUCAUCAGCCGUUAAAAUUUCUUUCAUCGUACCUUUAAUUUUCCUUAUAAUAUUUAUG